Lingula anatina is the source of this 843-nucleotide messenger RNA. Its product is annotated as ATP synthase subunit s, mitochondrial. Lineage: Eukaryota; Metazoa; Brachiopoda; Lingulata; Lingulida; Lingulidae. The record is from RefSeq and is a predicted model, not a curated record.
GCGACCUUUCAAUAUGUCAGCCUCCAUGAAGAGGAUUUUGUGCUGCAGUAGAAUAUCCGUGUUACCGCUGCAUAAGACAGGAAACUGUGCCGCAAGUACAAAAGACGCCCUGGGAUCAACUCAUUCGCCAUCUUGUGCUCUUUUUCUACAGCAGCGACAGCUGCACAACAAACAAUUCUCAGCUGGCACAGCUUCCACACCAGUAGACCGCAGGCGAACUUGCUAUCCAGACUUUGAAGUUGGACAUCAAAAAAGGCUAUUUUUUUCAUGGUUUAGACGGGGGCUAAAUGCUGUCGACAAUACCCGCAUAAAGGACUUUGGCCCUGAUAGAUGCAGUGCAGAAUGGAUUAUAAAGACAGGUGGAAAGAUACGGUGGGCAGGCACCACCAGGUUUGAAGACAAUUACAAUUCUUUGCCACCAGAACAGGACAGAAGCUACAAGUUGGAGGAAAUCAAUGCUGACAAUUCUGAGAUCAUGGGAAUGGGAUUUGCCAAUUUCAGAGGUAUAAAAAAUUUGAAAAAAUUGACGAUGAACAACUGUAAAUAUUUGGAUGAUGAAGGCAUGUUUUAUCUGGAGGAGCACACGUCUGACUGCCUGGAACACUUAGAGUUCAGCCAUUGUAAGGUGACAGAAGCAGGCCUGCAGCACCUGACUCACCUAAGAAAAUUAAAAGUUUUAAAAGCCCACCAUCUGUCUGGUGUAAAGAAUCCUGAGGACAUCGAAAAGAAUAUGCAAUCAGCCCUACCCUCCUGUGAUGUCAGUAUCAAAUAAUGAAGUCCAAAUGUCAAGGUUUUCUUGGGUUUUCAAAGAUUGGUUAACCUCACUGUGCAGUGUCAGCACUG